This is a messenger RNA of Cuscuta campestris, 1054 nucleotides long. Lineage: Eukaryota; Viridiplantae; Streptophyta; Magnoliopsida; Solanales; Convolvulaceae. The record is from the annotation of a GenBank genome assembly.
ACGAUUUUUUUUUGAGUUUUGUGGCCCAAGCCCAAUCCACUACUGUUCUAAAAAGAAAAUCCGGGAAACACACCAUCCGUUAAAAUUCGUCUUCUUCUUCCUCUAGCUGCAAAACCAUUUUUUUCUCUCUGGCUCGUCAGGUUUCUUGAUCUAUUGUUCUAGGGUACUACUGCUCUGCACUGUUCCUUAUGUAGGAACCUGGCCAUGGACCAUGGAGGGAUGGAGUGAAACAUGUCCCCUCCGAGAAACCUCAGAUUGUCAGACUGCGGCAAGUCUGCGACAACGCGGGGGAGAUCAAGCACAGUGCAUUUCAAGCUUGGGAACACCUCCAAGAUGAGCUUAGCAAUCAUUCCGGUGCCGCCUCCGACAUCAACUAAAGUUUUUAGCCCUUCAAAGACAUGGCCACAGUCCUUUAACACGAAGCAUGCCAUCCUCGUGUUACUAGACAUCGCCUCGUUGAAGGCAGUGCUAAGCCCUGGAUUUGUGUCGCAAAGGUUCCAGAAAGGAACCCCAUUGGCGAUCUCAAAUGGGCCCAACUCGUCUUUUCUUGAAAGCCAGUCGGUCAACACAUGCCACGGGCCCAACGUCACCUGUUCCGUCAUGAUGAGGACGAAAGGGGAAAGAUUUGGAACUUGAUUUUUGAGAAGUAGCCUUGAAGAAGCUGUGAGAACAUAUCCUUCUUCUUCGUCUUCUUCGUUGAUCUUUCUUGAAUCGAAGAAGCCGUUGUGAGUUAAGAGGCGCAUGAGGCUACGAAUGAAGUGCGAUUUCGCGGGCGCAAGUUUGAGGGCUGAAAGAAGGUGGGGAACGGUGAUUGGCUUGCCGUGGGCGUGGAUUAUGUCUGGAAUGUUUAGCUGAAUGGCUAAGCAAAGAACCAUGGAGUUUACGUAGCCGAAUGUGUACCGGUAGAUAUGAGCCUGGGCUUGAAGCAUUUCCAUGGUGGCUUCUGGUCUACUGUUGGCUUCCAUUAAAGGAGAAAUGAGAGAGAUUGUAGAAGACAGAAGAUUUUGAGUAAUUAGAGAAAGUAGCUGUAUGUUAAUAUAAUGCUCUGAUUAUA